AGAGAAGCUUCUACACAACAAAAAGACCAAAAUGCAAAUGAAGAGCUGCUACACAGUAAUCAUGUAAUACCGAACGGUAGAUCGUAGAUCGUAAAUACUGCGGAAGAAAAGGGAGAUUAAUACCAUCGAACGAUCAAACAACAAUCUGUCUACGGUGGUAGCCAUGGACAACAUAAUCAACAAGCUUCGGAACUUGGAUGCUUACCCUAAGAUCAACGAGGAUUUCUACAGCCGUACACUCUCCGGUGGCGUUAUUACCCUCGCCUCAUCUAUUUUUAUGCUCUUGCUCUUCAUCUCCGAGCUCAGGUUAUAUCUCCAUGCUGUAACAGAAACAAAGCUUGUUGUAGAUACUUCAAGAGGAGAAACACUACGUAUCAAUUUUGAUGUCACUUUUCCUGCCCUUCCAUGUUCCAUACUCAGUCUUGAUGCCAUGGAUAUAAGUGGAGAGCAACAUCUUGAUGUGAGACAUGACAUAAUCAAGAAAAGAAUAGAUGCCCAUGGCAGUGUUAUAGAAGCAAGGCAGGAUGGGAUUGGUUCUCCUAAGAUUGAAAAGCCUUUACAGAAACAUGGAGGCAGGCUUGAGCAUAACGAAACGUAUUGUGGGUCAUGUUAUGGUGCAGAAGCGUCAGAUGAUGAUUGUUGUAAUAACUGUGAAGAAGUUCGUGAAGCAUACCGGAAGAAAGGUUGGGCGAUGUCAAAUCCAGAUUUGAUUGACCAGUGCAAGAGAGAAGGUUUUCUGCAAAGGAUUAAAGAUGAAGAAGGUGAAGGGUGUAAUAUAUAUGGAUUCUUGGAAGUUAAUAAGGUUGCUGGGAAUUUCCAUUUUGCACCUGGGAAAAGCUUUCAACAAUCAAAUAUUCAUGUACACGAUCUGCUGGCAUUUCAAAAGGAUAGCUUUAAUAUUAGUCACAAGAUCAACAGGUUAGCUUUUGGAGACUAUUUCCCUGGUGUUGUGAAUCCUCUCGAUGGUGUGCAAUGGAUACAGGCAACUCCAAGUGGGAUGUAUCAGUAUUUCAUCAAGGUUGUACCCACUGUAUAUACACAUGUGAGUGGGCACACUAUCUCAACAAAUCAGUUCUCUGUUACAGAACAUUUUAGGAAUGCAGAACUAGGUCGCCUUCAGUCUCUUCCUGGAGUUUUCUUCUUCUAUGACCUUUCUCCAAUCAAGGUGACUUUCACAGAGGAGCAUGUGUCAUUCUUGCACUUCCUAACAAAUGUCUGUGCCAUAGUUGGAGGUGUUUUCACUGUUUCAGGGAUAUUAGAUUCCUUCAUAUACCAUAGUCAAAAGGCAAUCAAGAAGAAGAUAGAAAUUGGUAAAUUUAGUUGAUGACUAAUUCGUUCAGCCUCCUUUGCUGCCGUGUUUUUGGUUGGUUUGGAGAGGACCUACUUUAGAGAAGAGAAACUGUGAAUGACUCUCCCUGCAGGGUUGGCGGGCUUCUUUUGAACACAACUUAGGUUUUUCCAUGUGAUCUGUUUGAUCAGUGAAUUAGAUUAAUUUUCUGUUCCGCAUUAAUAUUUACUACCACCUCUUUACCUAGUGUUUUCAGUUAUUUGUAAUUGUACCAAUGAUGUGAAUAUCUGUUUGGAAGAUAAGAGAGAUUUAUCAUUUUUCUCA
This is a messenger RNA of Vitis vinifera (wine grape), 1612 nucleotides long. RefSeq lists its product as uncharacterized. Bases 164 to 1324 code for a protein of 386 amino acids. NCBI's taxonomy places the organism in Eukaryota, Viridiplantae, Streptophyta, Magnoliopsida, Vitales, Vitaceae. The record is from RefSeq and is a predicted model, not a curated record. The transcript is spliced from 14 exons. Gene Ontology annotation, cellular component: COPII-coated ER to Golgi transport vesicle; endoplasmic reticulum.